Messenger RNA from Aureobasidium pullulans EXF-150, 844 nucleotides. RefSeq names its product dolichyldiphosphatase. Bases 90 to 782 code for a protein of 230 amino acids. The record is from RefSeq and is a predicted model, not a curated record. Lineage: Eukaryota; Fungi; Ascomycota; Dothideomycetes; Dothideales; Saccotheciaceae. Gene Ontology annotation, molecular function: dolichyldiphosphatase activity. The transcript has 3 exons. Gene Ontology annotation, biological process: lipid biosynthetic process; protein N-linked glycosylation. Gene Ontology annotation, cellular component: intracellular membrane-bounded organelle; endoplasmic reticulum membrane.
AAACCAAGGAGCUGAAGCUGCUGAAGCUCGCUGUCGUGUCUCGUCCUGCUUGAAAGACGUAGCAAACAAAUCACAACUCAUAGGUCACCAUGGAAGACCCUCCGUUGGCGUCGCUUUCUUUGACCCAUGUUCACUACAAUCCUAAUGAUCCCAUCGCACACGCCUGUGCCUACUUGGCCCUGGUGCCCCAGGCUCUCUGUGUCACAUAUGCCACGUUGAUCUGGAGCACGCGUGAGGCUGAGGUUGGCCUCAUGUUUGCUGGUCAAUUGGCCUGUGAAGCCCUCAAUUGGUUACUCAAACGCACUAUUCGUGAAGAGAGACCGCAUCGUCUGACGGGCAAAGGCUAUGGCAUGCCCUCGUCUCACGCCCAAUUCGUCUCGUACUUUGCAGUUUCCUUGACCCUGUUCCUGCUCUUGCGACACAACCCGCACCUUCCGAACACGUCGACCACCCAUAUCCCGACCUCCACUUUCGAAAGACUCGCCUUGUCCGUACUGGUCAUAGCCGGCGCUGCUGCUGUCGCCCAGAGCAGGAUAUACCUGAACUACCACACCGAGAGGCAGAUCCUCGUCGGCUGCAUUGUGGGUGCCCUUUUUGCAGUCUUCUGGUAUCUCUUCACAACCUACCUGCGUCGCUCAGGCUGGCUGGACUGGGUCUUGGACACUUCAAUUGCCAAGUUCUUCCGUCUGAGAGACCUAGUCGUCAACGAGGAUCUGGUUGACGCUGGCUGGGAAAGAUGGCAGAGCCGUAGAAGCAAGAGAAGCGACCAGAAAUCUAGAUAGACGUCCAUAGCCAUAGUCACAUGCACAUAACAUAUGAAAAGAGCAGAAAUUUCUCGUCCCUC